AUAUAGCAGGUUGAAAUCCUAAAGAUUGUACACGGAGAAGAUGCGCCUGAGCAGCCGGCACGGACCUCUUGCAUGAUUUCAUUGUGUUAGAUUUUCGCAUUCUUUUAGCACAUUUUUGCUGCCAAAUUUGUAUUUAAUGUAUCAAUGUAAACGCUGCAAUUGCGUAAGUAAUUGGUUAUAACAGGAGAAUACGAUAGCUGCACGGCCUUGGGCAACACACAGCACCGGAUGUCAUUACUCGCUCUUAAAUCUCGAGAAGUGUAAUCAGGACCGACGCCAGAGCCAUGGAAGUUGCAACUCACUUUAUGAAUGACACAGUAGAGUUCUACAGAUGGAGCCUUACCAUAGCAGACAAGAGGGUAGAGAAAUGGCCGAUGAUGUCAUCGCCCCUCCCCACCCUGGCCAUCAGCUGCCUGUACCUGCUCUUCCUGUGGGCGGGGCCUAGAUACAUGCAGGAUCGCGAGCCCUUCCAGCUGAGGAAGACCCUCAUAGUGUACAACUUCAGCAUGGUGGUCCUCAACUUUUACAUAGCCAAAGAGCUCCUUAUAGGCUCCAGGUCAGCAGGAUACAACUACCUCUGUCAGCCCGUCAGCUACUCCAAUGAUGUCAACGAAGUUAGGAUAGCUUCUGCUUUGUGGUGGUACUACAUCUCCAAGGGGGUGGAGUUCCUGGACACGGUAUUCUUCAUCCUGAGGAAGAAGUUUAACCAGGUCAGCUUCCUGCACGUCUACCACCACUGCACCAUGUUCAUCCUCUGGUGGAUCGGCAUCAAGUGGGUCCCCGGUGGACAGUCCUUCUUCGGCGCAACCAUCAACGCCUCCAUCCAUGUCCUGAUGUACCUGUACUACGCCCUGGCUGCCUUUGGACCUAAGAUCCAGAAGUACCUGUGGUGGAAGAAAUACCUCACUAUCAUUCAGAUGAUCCAGUUCCACGUGACCAUCGGCCACGCCGGCCACUCCCUCUACAAGGGCUGCCCCUUCCCCGCUUGGAUGCAGUGGGCUCUGAUCGGCUAUGCAGUUACCUUCAUCAUCCUGUUCGCCAACUUUUACUACCACGCUUACCGUCGCCAGCCACGCUCUGCCAAGGGAGGCAAGCCUGUUGCCAACGGCAUUUCCACGGCAACCAACGGCCACGGCAAGAUGGAGGAGGUGGAGGAGAACGGGAAGAGGCAGAAGAAGGGAAGAGCGAAGAGGGAGUAAAGAAAGAGGUGGAUGGAGAGAGGGAGUCUCUCCUCAAACAACAGGUGGACUGUUGGUUGAAAGAGCGAGGGAUAGAAUGAAUGGGGGUUUGUACAACCCAGCAGAAUGCUUUGAAACAAAAAAGCUGAUUUGUUACCAACUCGUACAGUGUAAAGGAUAGCAGCAAUGUGUGUGUGUUUAUGUGUUUGUGUGUGUGCAUGAGCGGCGGUGGGGGAGGGGUGUACAAUGGGGUGAGGGUAGGAGGGGGUGGUGGUUGUCUUCAUAUCAGUUUUUUAUUUAUUUUUACAAACAGUUUAAAAACGCUGCUUGUCACAUAGACUCUACUGCGCCGUACGCUUUUGGUCAGUGUUCAAAAGAUAGAACAUCACAGGGACGUCUAAAGCAGCUCUGCAGCCUCCUGAUCUAAACAUACCUCCAUUUUCCUUUUGUACUUCUGCUUAACUAGUGAUUGAAAAUGGGAAUUUAUUUAUUCAAGAGUUUUUAACAAAUUAAUUAUUCUAAUGGGAGAAUCUUCCAGAAAAUCAUACCAAAGAGGGUUUUCUUUUUUGACAUUUGAUGGGGUUAAAUCCUUAUUGGUUAAACAUAAAAAUAGGAGGUGGAGUUGCUUUUCUCAGAGAGCACCUAUUUGCUUUUUUAAUAGCCCCAACACACAAUACGAUUAGCGAACUCUGGUCAAUGAUGCAAUGUUUUGUCAGAUUGAUGAUAUGAGUCAUCAGUGAUAUUAGCAAAGGCACAACAAGACACGCUUUAAAACCAAUUACACAGGCCGUCCCUUUUGGGGUCUAGUGAGCAGAGGGACCAGCACCAAACCAAUAUGUUCACAGGGAAAGCUUGAUUGGCUCAAUAAAAGGGAAGAGGAAAGUGAUUUGUUGGUUUGAAUGUGACUCAAGCCUGCAGGUCUUUUUUGCAUCACCUGAACACCUCUUGAAAAUGGAUGAGCCAGCGCUGGAAACCUUUUGAGAAAAUUGUUUAGUCUAGGACAGCUCAUAGAUUGAGAUGUUGUUUACCAUCACUACUGACCACUGGUACUGCUGGUAAGAUUCAGAAUCGGGGUUAUCAAUGGUGUUAUAUGGUGUUACUGUGUGGGGUCUAAACAUCUGACACUCAAAGGCCUCUUUAGUACAUGCUCCUACUGGAUAUGCACAACUCUGAAUAUGCAGCUAUCUAAUAGGCUGUAUCUUACAUAUUUCUACAGGUUGUAACCAUGAAUCAUACAGUACAAAGGGCCAGGUGAUUUUCCCGAUAAUGUGUCUCAACCUGGAAAUACAUUUUUCCCCACAAUGCCAGGCCUCAACCAGGAACCUUGGGUGUGAACGGGUUAGCUCACAUAGUCAGAGAAACUGACUGGCCCUGGUGUUUGGGCUAAAGGAGGGGAAGGACUGGUUUGUACUGUACUGCAGUAGCUUUAACUGUUUGGUGGGUUACCACAUGUGCAUUGUGCUACAUGAAAUUAAACCUGGGUGAGAGGGAAACCAGCAGAAUGUUACAGAGAGCAGGAAGAUAUUGUAAGUUACACAUGAUUGUUUUGUUGGAUCUUCUGGAAUCGUAUGCUUUUAUUUCAGAGUGUUGUUUUGUCGUGCAAUGUGUAGUUAACGUCUAUCUGGGUGUGAUUUCCACGUUCGAAACAGUCCUCACUGUCAUGUAGGAUCAAUCGUUUUGUUUUUUUAAACUCGCAUUAGGCUCAUUAAAUUAACCCCACCUCUCCCCCGCGAUUGGCUGCAGGUACAAUGGAAAUAAAGAGGAUGCCAACACCCC
Osmerus eperlanus (European smelt) is the source of this 2954-nucleotide messenger RNA. RefSeq names its product ELOVL fatty acid elongase 4b (gene elovl4b). Gene Ontology annotation, cellular component: endoplasmic reticulum membrane; endoplasmic reticulum. The transcript has 7 exons. Gene Ontology annotation, biological process: very long-chain fatty acid biosynthetic process; fatty acid elongation, polyunsaturated fatty acid; fatty acid elongation, monounsaturated fatty acid. The coding region runs from base 285 to 1199 and encodes 304 amino acids. The record is from RefSeq and is a predicted model, not a curated record. Gene Ontology annotation, molecular function: fatty acid elongase activity. Lineage: Eukaryota; Metazoa; Chordata; Actinopteri; Osmeriformes; Osmeridae.